Molecule: messenger RNA, 2452 nt
Organism: Ochotona curzoniae (black-lipped pika)
Lineage: Eukaryota; Metazoa; Chordata; Mammalia; Lagomorpha; Ochotonidae
Gene: SUPV3L1
Product: Suv3 like RNA helicase
Exons: 15
Coding region: 61-2409 (782 amino acids)
Biological process (GO): RNA catabolic process; mitochondrial RNA 3'-end processing
Cellular component (GO): mitochondrial degradosome
Molecular function (GO): ATP binding; hydrolase activity, acting on acid anhydrides; RNA helicase activity
Source: RefSeq, a predicted model, not a curated record
GUCACUGUCCGCCGUUGCGUCCCCGGGCUUGUCCCGGCUCCGACGGGGCCCGCGGCCUCGAUGUCGUUUCCCCGCUGUGCUCUGUGGUGGGCUCGGCUCGCGGCGGGGCGCCCGGCUGGGCAGCGGGCCGCCGGCUGCUCGGCCCUUCGCGUCCCUGGGGCCCUGGCGCGCGUUCCCGCCUCGGCCGCCGCCUCCUCCAGUGCCUCCGGGGGCUCCAAAGCCCCGAACACGUCCUUGUUCGUGCCCCUGACGGUGAAGCCCCAGGGCCCCAGCGCCGACGGCGACGUCGGGGCCGAGCUCACGCGGCCCCUGGACAAGAAUGAAGUAAAGAAGAUCUUAGACAAGUUUUAUAAGAGAAAAGAAAUUCAGAAACUGGCCGCUGACUAUGGGCUGGAUGCUCGGCUCUUCCACCAAGCUUUCAUAAGCUUCAGGAACUAUAUCAUGCAGUCUCAUUCCCUGGAUGUGGACAUUCACAUUGUUUUGAAUGACAUCACCUUCAGCGCAGCUCAUGUGGAUGACUUAUUCCCGUUUUUCUUGAGACAUGCCAAACAAAUCUUUCCUGUGCUGGAAUGUAAGGAUGACCUACGUAAAAUCAGUGACCUAAGAAUACCACCUAACUGGUACCCAGAAGCCAGAGCCAUCCGUCGGAAGAUAGUAUUCCAUUCGGGCCCCACCAACAGUGGGAAGACGUACCAUGCCAUCCAGAGAUACCUGUCAGCAAAAUCUGGAGUGUAUUGUGGCCCUUUAAAAUUAUUGGCACACGAGAUCUUUGAAAAGAGUAAUGCUGCUGGUGUGCCAUGUGACUUGGUGACGGGCGAAGAGCGGGUGACGGUUGGGCAGGAUGGGAAGCAGGCUGCCCAUGUGUCUUGUACUGUUGAGAUGUGCAGCGUCUCCACUCCUUAUGAAGUGGCAGUAAUUGAUGAAAUUCAGAUGAUUAGAGACACAGCCAGGGGAUGGGCCUGGACCAGAGCACUUCUAGGGCUUUGUGCUGAAGAAGUCCAUCUGUGUGGAGAAUCUGCUGCCAUCGACCUGGUCACUGAGCUUAUGUACACAACUGGGGAGGAGGUGGAGGUCCAUAACUAUGAGCGACUGACCCCCAUUUCUGUGUUGGAUCAUGCACUGGGAUCUUUGGAUAACCUUCGGCCUGGAGACUGCAUUGUCUGUUUUAGCAAGAAUGAUAUUUAUUCUGUCAGUCGGCAGAUUGAAAUUCGGGGCUUAGAAUCAGCUGUUAUAUAUGGCAGCCUCCCACCUGGGACCAAACUUGCUCAAGCAAAAAAGUUUAAUGAUCCCAAUGAUCCAUGCAAAAUCCUGGUUGCUACAGAUGCAAUUGGCAUGGGACUUAACUUGAGCAUAAGGAGAAUUAUUUUUUACUCCCUCCUAAAGCCCAGUAUCAAUGAAAAGGGCGAGAAAGAAAUUGAGCCAAUCACAACUUCUCAAGCCCUGCAGAUUGCCGGCAGAGCUGGUCGAUUCAGCUCUCGAUUUAAAGAAGGCGAGGUUACGACAAUGAAUCGGGAAGACCUCAGUCUACUAAAGGAAAUUUUGAACAGGCCUGUGGAGCCUAUAAAGGCAGCUGGUCUUCAUCCAACCGCGGAGCAGAUUGAGAUGUUUGCCUACCAUCUUCCUGACACGACGCUUUCUAAUCUCAUUGAUAUUUUUGUUGACUUUUCACAAGUUGAUGGGCAAUAUUUUGUGUGCAAUAUGGAUGAUUUUAAGUUUUCUGCAGAGUUAAUCCAGCAUAUUCCAUUAAGCCUGCGCGUAAGGUAUGUCUUCUGCACAGCCCCCAUCAACAAGAAGCAGCCUUUUGUCUGUUCAUCUCUGUUACAGUUUGCCAGGCAGUAUAGCAGGAAUGAGCCCCUGACCUUUGCGUGGUUACGGCGAUACAUCAAAUGGCCUCUACUUCCACCUAAGAAUAUUAAAGAACUCAUGGAUCUUGAAGCAAUCCACGAUGUCUUGGAUCUUUACCUGUGGCUAAGCUACCGAUUCAUGGACAUGUUUCCUGAUGCCAGCCUUAUCCGCGACCUCCAGAAAGAACUCGAUGGAAUUAUCCAAGAAGGGGUGCACAACAUCACCAAGCUGAUUAAAAUUUCUGAGACACAAAAACUGUUGAAUUUGGAGAGCUUGUCCCCAGGGAGCCAGUCACGUUUGUCAGGAACCUUGAAGGGCCAAGCUCGAAGGACGCGUGGCACAAGAGUUGUAGGGAAUAAAGCUGCUGAGCCACCCAACCCUGAUGUUGGAGGGCUGCCCUUGACCUCCAGGCUGGUGCAGCAAGGGCUUCUCACUGCAGACAUGCUGAGGCAACUGGAGAAGGAAUGGCUGAUGCGACAAACUGAGGCUGGCAAAGAGAAAGCAGAGUCUGGGACUUAUGUAAAAGGGACACGAAGAAAGAAGAAAGAAACUGAUUCUGAUUAGUUUUGUGUUUUUUUUUAAAUUUACAAAUAAAAUGUACUUUAAA